UUUGCGUGAAGAGAAAUUUUCCUCGAAAUUUAUUAUUAGAUCUAUAAAUAGCAGAGCCAUUUUUUCCACAAUUUUCUCUUUUUCAUUUUCAUUGUGAUCUUGUGAUUUCUCUAGAUCUUCUCCUUUUUCUCAAUUUUGUCCAAAAAGUUUCUUUAUGGAUACAUUGUUCUUCGAUAUAAUCAAAAAGUUUCAUUGCUCUGUUUGUUCAACGCCAGCUUUGCCUUUUGAUUCCUUUCAUUUUCAUCGUCUGAGUUUUAGUCAAACUUGUAUUUGCUUCUAACCGUUUGUUACCUGGAGCUGUCACCAUGGGUAGAAGAAGUUCACAACGUAGGAAUGCUGCUAUGCUGGAUAGUGAUGACACGGAUAGCUUGAGUUCAUCAUCAACUACUCGGUCGGAUAUGAUGUUGUCUGGUUUAGAGGAGGUUCAAUUUGAUAAGGAGACUGUCCUUGAUCAAUGUGUGGAUGCCCUUUAUGAGAAAAGGGGAUCAACAAGAGAGAAGGCUUUGACAUCUAUUAUAGAAGCAUUCAAUAGCAACAUACAACAUGAAUUUGUUGAAAAGAAGUUUGCCACAUUAUUGCAACUAUGUUUGAGUUCCAUUAGACGUGGUUCCUCCAAGGAGAUAGCUUUGGCAUCUCAUGUUAUUGGGCUUCUUGCUUUAACUGCUGGCCCUGGGGACAAAGCACACGAGAUUCUGGAAGAAUCAGUAAAACCUAUCUCAGUUGCUCUUAAAUCUCGAUCUGACAAUUCUAAAAUAUCCUCGUUACUGGAGUGUUUGGCCAUUAUCACCUUUGUUGGUGGCAAAGAACCUGAGGAAACAGAAGAGUCUAUGCAAUUGAUGUGGCAAGUCAUCAAUCCAAAACUGGGUCCCAAUGUGGCUACUGCUAAACCUUCACCAGUAAUGAUAACAGCAGUUGUAUCUUCUUGGUCUUUCCUUCUUACUACCAUGGAUGGGUGGACACUAAACCCAAAAAGUUGGCAAGGGUCAAUCUCCUACUUCUCAAAUCUUCUAGACAAGGAAGACCGAUCUGUGCGCAUUGCAGCUGGCGAAACACUUGCUUUAGUUUUUGAAGUUGGGAGUCUGGAAAAGUUUUCUGGUGAAUCUAAAGAAUCUAGUGACAGCUCCGCAGAUGAAACUAACAAAUCUAGGGAAUUAUUACAUAUACAGGGAUUAAGGGCAAAAGUACUGAACCAAGUAAGAACCCUUUCGGCAGAGGCUGGAGGUAAAGGGUCAGCCAAGAAGGAUCUUAACAAUCAAAGGAACACAUUCCGAGAUAUAUUGGAAUUUCUAGAGGAUGGGUAUAGUCCCGAAACCUCAGUCAAGAUUGGUGGGCUAUUGCUUAGCACAAGUACUUGGGCUCAUCUGAUACAGUUAAACUUCCUUAAGCACUUCCUUGGAGGAGGAUUUGUGAAGCAUAUGCAGGAAAAUGAGUUUCUUCAUGAUGUAUUUGGUUUCACACCGAAGAAGAAUCUCCCAGCUUCUCAGCAUCGUGUAUCUGGAACUGACAAGAGAAUGUACAAGUCGCCAAAUUCCAUCCUUAACAAAGCCAGGACUCAAUUUCUAAACAAGCAAAGAAUGUUGUCCCAGGACAAGAAUGUCGGCUACUAUGAGGGUGGUGAUGAGUUCUGAACACAACCAGUUGCAGCAACACAGCCCCCUCGAAAACAUGCAAGGACAAUUUUCCUUCGUGUCAUACUAUACAUUCAUAGUGACAGAUUUAAUGAACAAAAUGAUUAAAAAAGAUAGUUAUUUGAUCAUUUUGGUUGCUACUUGGUAGUAUUCCCUUAUUUUUCUUUUUCAUUAUGUAAUAAAAUACAUUUGAUUUGUUACCUCUGAUGGAGUUCAUCAGUAGUGCAUAAGAAAUGCCAGCCACUUUCUGUUGAAAUUUUUGAAGUAAGGUUUUAUUUGGUUUUGUUGGA
This is a messenger RNA of Solanum pennellii, 1918 nucleotides long. Its product is annotated as interferon-related developmental regulator 2. The record is from RefSeq and is a predicted model, not a curated record. Bases 306 to 1628 code for a protein of 440 amino acids. Lineage: Eukaryota; Viridiplantae; Streptophyta; Magnoliopsida; Solanales; Solanaceae. The transcript has 13 exons.